GCACUCUUGGUAAUGCCUUGUUCGUGGCGUUCCAAUAGUCUGCAUUCAUUGGUCCAUUCGUAGUGGUGGUAUCCGGUGUAUUUAAAGUCCUGACGUGCCAGCAAGUGCGCGCGCAAUGAAUCAAGCCCCAGUUUCUUGCAUUCCUGCCGGGAAGAUGUCAAAAGCGAAGAAGGUGAUCGACGAAGCUCGGGAGAUCCAGAAUCCCGAGCUGGAUCUGGCCGAUAAAGGCAUCUCCACGUUCGAAGAGAUGCCCGGCUUACUUAAUAUGCUGAACAUCACCCGAUUAACAUUGAGUCACAAUAAACUUCAAGUUGUCCCACCGGGCCUUGCUAAUUUGGUUAAUAUAGAAAUCCUCAAUCUGUUUAAUAACCAUAUUACUGAAUUACCUAUUUCUCUAUCUCAGAUGCCAAAGUUAAGGAUUCUUAAUGUAGGAAUGAACAGGUUAAACGUUCUUCCACGAGGGUUUGGAGCAUUCCCUGUUCUAGAGGUUCUAGACCUGACAUACAAUAAUCUCAAUGAAAGAAACUUGCCUGGAAACUUUUUUAUGAUGGAAACACUACGGGCGUUGUACCUGGCCGACAACGAUUUUGAAUAUUUACCACCAGAAAUUGGACAGUUAAAAAAUCUUCAGAUUCUCGUGUUAAGGGAAAAUGACUUGAUUGAAUUGCCAAAGGAAAUUGGAGAGUUAAGCCGUCUACGAGAGCUCCAUAUUCAAGGGAAUCGUUUAACUGUCUUACCACCAGAAAUUGGGAAUUUAGAUUUGGUCAGCAACAAAGCAAUCUUCAGAAUGGAAUUUAAUCCUUGGGUAACACCAAUUGGUGAUCAAUUGCGCGUGGGAAUAUCUCAUGUCAUGGACUAUAUACGUUCCGAAACGUACAGAUACGUUUACAAUCGCCACAUUAGUGCCAAAGGACCACCACCACCUAUUGACAAUGACAAAAGCAAAAAAAUUUCGCGUUCUCAUUAACAUGGCCCUAUCAAUUUAAUGAUACGGUGUUCUUUAAGGUGAUAUGAAAGUGUGAUAUAUACGUACCAAAAAGUCAAAAUAUUUAUAA
This is a messenger RNA of Orussus abietinus, 1055 nucleotides long. It is a transcript of the gene ics, whose product is annotated as ras suppressor protein 1. The transcript has 8 exons. The record is from RefSeq and is a predicted model, not a curated record. Lineage: Eukaryota; Metazoa; Arthropoda; Insecta; Hymenoptera; Orussidae. Gene Ontology annotation, molecular function: protein binding. The coding region runs from base 116 to 967 and encodes 283 amino acids.